Messenger RNA from Bacidia gigantensis, 1581 nucleotides. RefSeq lists its product as uncharacterized. The record is from RefSeq and is a predicted model, not a curated record. NCBI's taxonomy places the organism in Eukaryota, Fungi, Ascomycota, Lecanoromycetes, Lecanorales, Ramalinaceae. The transcript has 2 exons. The coding region runs from base 1 to 1581 and encodes 526 amino acids.
AUGGCCGACAAGAACGGUAGACCGGAACAGCCGGCGCCAACAGCUGAAGAGCUUUCAGAGACUGCAGCAAACGAUAAUGAGUCGCAACCGCGAACUCGAUCAUCAACACAGAGCUCAGGCCGCUUACGAAGUGCCUCUCUAAAAUUUCUUGAGUCUAGUCCACCCCUGGGCUUUCUCCAUGCCGCAGGUACUACACUUGCGCAGGCGCCGACGCCUAUGGAAAUAAGACGAGGUGACUACGGACAUGAUGGAUGGGAUGGAGCGAUACAGCGAAGAAAUGGUAGCGUUAGCGAAGAGAGCACGCAAAGGCUUACGAGACAAACCACAGCCCAGACACUUGGAGGCAUCACAAGGACAAGAACUAUUCCACUACAAGCGCACCCAGAAACAGAAGAGGAAGGGCACCAGCCGCGUCCAGAGGCUGCAGGGACCUUUGAAGCGCAAUCUACGUCGGCCUCACAAGCUACAAUGCAGAAGCGCUCGGUUGCGGAUGAUGACGACGAUCCAUUCUCAAAAUUCAUUGGACGCGGAAGGAUAGAUAGUCAAGUUUUCGACCCUAAGACGAAGAUCGUGGCUAAGGAGCUCGACGGUACCACCGAACCUCCACCAGAACAGGACGACGAUCUAGAUUCCCUCGACGAGCUUGAUCCUCGCCCAAAGAAGCGGCUAUCAAAGCUCCCUAAUAAAUUUGUCGAUCCUACUGGCGACGCUAUUCCCCAGCCUGAUGAGAAGGCUGGCAUUGUUGAUGCAAGUGCAGCUUCCUCACCAACACUCGGCCCUCAAGAAGGGCCUGACGCAGACGGGCUCUACCCAAAUGGCUACAAAUUUCCCCCUAAGCACUCUUGGGGAGAGGCUACGCUUAUAGGCCUCAAAGCGUUCUGGAAAUUCACCAUUACACCCUUUGGUUUCCUCGUCGUCCUUUAUGGCCUCAAUGUCGUGGCAUGGGGUGGCAUGCUCUUCUUACUUCUGAUAGGUGGAGGUGAAAAAUACAUGUGCUUCCCUCCCAAUAAGCCUCCGGGCUACAAAGCCUGCAACAACAUCAACGCACCUCGACGAGUAUGGAUUGAAAUAGACAGUCAGAUACUCAAUGCUCUGUUCUGUGUUACAGGGUUUGGACUGAUACCUUGGCGAUUCCGAGAUUUAUACUACCUACUACAAUACAGGAUACGUGGGAAGCAGUCAGCCCUGCGAAAGCUAGGAGGGAUACACAGGGCUUGGUUCAGAUUACCAGCUCCGGCUACCAAGCUCUGGAGGUUGGACUAUGUCAUCUGGGCGUAUGUUUUGAAUACCUUCCUUCAAGCUGUACUAUCUGGUUUCAUGUGGGGCUUGAAUCGCUAUGAUCGACCAAGCUGGAGUACUGGGACUUUUGUGGCGCUGGCUUGUAUCGUUGCUGCGCUGGGAGGCUUGAUGUCAUUUCAAGAAGGCAAGAAAGUCAAAGCCGUUGAAGGUAUACCACUCAGUGAAGAAGAGGUUCUAAAGGAUAUAGAGAAGCAAGUUGUUCACGGAAAGAAGGUGGAGGUGAAGAAGGCGAAGAACCAGGACACAAAGAAGCGAUUCAACAUGAAAUGGCUGAGCGGUUAA